Molecule: messenger RNA, 2919 nt
Organism: Closterium sp. NIES-65
Lineage: Eukaryota; Viridiplantae; Streptophyta; Zygnematophyceae; Desmidiales; Closteriaceae
Source: the annotation of a GenBank genome assembly
AUGAGGCCUUUAAGACGCACGCAGCAGCCGUCGGAUCAUGGCCAUGCCGUCUCUCAAGAAGCUUCCACUUUCGGCGGAUCAGUUCCAGGAUCGGCCAGCAAAGACAGGGAGAUUCCCCGCAAGGUCGACCUCCUGUGCCUUGACACGAAGCUGCUACAAUCGGAAGGACGGUCCAGCAUUCGCGGUUCCUCGUUGCUUCUGAUAGCUGUGGUCUUCCUGUGCCUCGUAUCGGAGGUGUUUCUACGGUCGAGGUUCAAUCCUUUCGGGGAGGUCAGCGCGAUCGGCGCGUCGCGUAUGUUCUCGACUAGCGGCGCAGCGUGCAGCUUCAAGGAUCCCGCAAAGCAGCAGGCUUGCUUGUCUGCUAAGUUGCUACACUGCGCCACAGCGUCAGCAUCCCACCGCAACUUCCUUGCUGAUUUAGAGACGUCUCUAAUCGCGCUGCAGCAUGCUGUUAGCCUGUCAGAAGCCGAGCGGUUGGAGCAGGAGGGGAAGGAUAGUGCUGGAGAGGGCUGGGGAGGCAACGGCACGAGAUCUGGUGCGGAUGGUACAGGUAAUGUUACCUUUAGCGAUAAGAAUGCUGCUGGUGAUGCUACUGCUGCCGCUGCUGGUUCUGUUGCUGAUCCUGCUGAUGUGGCUGCAGAUACAACUGGAGGGUCCCGGGAUGUGCCACGUGUCGUGAGCCAACACGUGGCGAGACUGCAGCAGCUGCUAGACAGGCACAGGCAGGUGCUGGCUUCUGUAGAGGCACCAAGAUGGCGGGCAGAUGACGAGGAAUCACAGAGGGAAUCGGAUCAGGAAACAGGUGGAGGAAAAGGCGGAGGGGGUAUUGGAGAGAAAAGGCGAUCACAGGGAAGGGAUGGGGAGGAGAUAGGGGAGGGAGAGAUGGCAGAGCGAUUGCUAAGAGUGUGGGAGAUCGUGGGUGGUGUGCGUGAGUCUGGGGGCAAUGCGAGCAAGGAGGCGGAAGAGGGACUAGAGAAGGACCUAAUCCAGCUUGGGUUCGGUUCAUCCCCUCUCACUCACUCUCUCUUCUCCCCUCUUCUCCCUCCUCUGGUCCCCAACCAUGGCCAGUACCUUGCCCCUGCUCCUCGCUCCCUUCCCCCCUGUGUCCUCCCCGCUCCUUUUCAUCUUCCGACACUGCCGCAGGGGGCUAGGCUGCAGCAAGCUGUGAUGCAGCAAUCUCUCUUUGAGACGUCUCAAAACCCCCCCGCACCACCCACCACCCUGCAGGAUGUUGGACUCACGCUCGCCCAACGGCACCCCGCCUCACCUUUCCCACCAUUCCUGCCCCCCACUGAUUCAAUGCCUCCUCUGGUGCUGGUCCUUCCGUUCCCAUUCCCAUCACAGGUGACAGGUGCAGAUGAGGACAACCUUCCUCUCACACGCAGGGUGGCAGGAGCUGAUGAGGAUAACCUUCCUCUCACACGCAGGGUGCAGCAUGACUUGUGGCUGCACCAGCACCCACGGGACUGCACUUACUUGGAGGAAGGCGAGGAGGCAUGGGGGGAGGGAGGGGACAUAGGGGCGAAGGAUGAGGUGGGGAAACGGGGUGGGGUAGAAGAGGGGAUAGAGGAGGAGGAGUCAGAAGGGAGUGGGAAGGGGAAAGACAGCGACCGAGAGUCGGGGAAAUCCGGGGCUGCAUCUGGGAGGAGAAGGUUGAUGGGGAGGCGGAGGUUGGGAGGAGAAGAUAGGUCUGGAGGGGAGGAGAGUGGGGCAGGAGAGGGAGUGAAGGAGAAAUCACCAGGCAGGGACGGACAGCAAGCAGAGAGAAAGCUACGGCGGUUUCUGCUGGUAGACGGGCGGCAGAUCUACCGGCAGUACAUGGGUAUAGGAGCACAGAUUAGCUGGCUUACAGGAGCGCUAGCAGAAGCAGUAAGAGAGAAUCGAAUCAUGGUGAUUACCUAUUAUGAGAGGACGGAUCACGAGGGGUGCAAAGGGAGGGAUAGGGCGCGAUGGUCUUGUUACUUUGCGCCAGAGACCACGGAGGAGUGUAGGAGGAGGGCGGAGGAGCUGGCGGGGGACAAGAGGGCGGUGAGGAAAGGGCUUGUGGCGUUCUCGGGAGGGCACUCGCCGAAGCCGACCCGGUUCUUUCUGUACGACCCGCCCAGGCUGUGGGGCCGGCCAUGGCAGCACAUGCAGAGAACCGUGGAGGUGAAGGGGCACCUGAUAGGGCGCACCAACGUGGACGGCAGGCGGUGGUGGUUCGCGCAGGCCACUCGCUACCUCAUGCGCUACCGCAGCCCGCGCCUGUGCCACCUUGCCAACCAGGCUCGGCACGAAGCAUUUGGCAGGGAGGUGGCAGAGCAGGCGGCUGCGACUCUUGUGGAUGGGUGGCCGCAAGUGCAUCUGACCCCCACCAAAUUGAUCAAGCAUCAGAAGCGAUACCAGGGGCUGGAGCCUGUAUGGGCAGCAGUGAGAGAGCCUGGCGUGGGGAGGAGAUACGUGGCUGUGCACGUGAGGCAGGGUGAUAAGUCCUCUGAAAUGCACCUGCUGCCUCUGUCCGCCUAUUUGGAGCUUGCUGAGAAGGCGCGGAGAAACUUCCCAGAUGUUACCACCAUGUGGUUGAGCACGGAAAUGAAGGACGUGGUGCAAGAAGCUACUCGCCUGCUCUCCCCGCGCUGGGCUGUCAGAUACACCCAGUUUCCCCGACAAGGUGCGGCUAAUAUUUCCAUGAAGUCUUAUGAAGCUGAUGUGGGUAUGGGGCCAACAUCAGACAACGCAUUUGUAAAUCUGGUUCUUGCAGCCGAGGCGGAUUUGUUCGUGGGAACGCUGGGAUCCACUUGGUCUGUGUUGAUUGAUAAUCUGAGGGUCACCGGAGGGAAGGAGAGGGCUGGGUUUCUGAGUGUUAAUAAGGAUCGGUACUGGUUCAGCAAACGAGCGGUGGCGGAAGGAGGGAAGGCUGGAGGUGAUGGUGGGCUGUGA